AUGCAGAUCCUGAAGCGGCCAAGCGAUGCCCCCAAGUCGCGGAGUACGACGCCGCAGAACCGGCCGCAGAAGUCGCUCACCCAGCGCGAGGAGGAGUACCGUUUAGCCCGGGAGCGGAUCUUUGGCGAGUCUGGCGCCUCGGGGUCCGGCACGUCGUCGCCGACGGGAUCGCAGAGCGCGCCAUCGCAGGCCGCGCACUCUGUUCCGACAUCUCAGUCGACACCGGCGGCCCCGAUCUCGCAGGGACUGCAGCAGGCUUCAGGACAAAGAGAUACGACGAGCGCACCGCCGCAGGCUGGAGGAUUACAGGGUGGUCAACAAGGGCAAUACCGCGACACCAGCCGGGGCGAGUACAGCCGCGACCAGAGCCGCGAGUCGAGCGUCACAGGGCGGAGACGGGGAAACGCUACGCCGCGGUCUGGGCGGGCGUCGCCGGAUGAUCUGAGCCGCGACCUCGCUUCGCUCUCCAUGGGCGGUACGGGUCCCCGAGGUGCGCGAACAGGACCCGGUGGGCCGGCCCCCGUGCUCCGAGGCGGCAUGUCGCCCGGCGUGCUGCGGCAGCCGCGCGGCCCCUCUGGCGCUGGAUUCAACCAGGGCCAGCAGCAGGCGCAAGCCCAGGCAGCCGAGGAGGAGAAGCGCAAGGAGUUCGCGCGGAGUAACAGCGGUCACGGCGUGAGGCGGGACGAGGCGUUCAACCGCGGACCGAGCGAGUACAACCGGAACACGGGGCCGAACGAGUACAAUAGGAGUACGAACGAGUACAACAGGAGUACGAACGAGUACAGCAGGAACACACCGAAUGAGUACAGCCGCAACAUGGGCGAGUACUCCCGGAGUACACCUGGUGGAGCGCCCGAGUUCUCGCGCUCGUCGUCGUACUCGUCCACCGCUAGCCAGGGGUCGUAUGGCUUCCCCACUGGACCGGGCGGCUACGACGCUGGACGGGGGUACAUCGGCGCUGUCGGUGCUAUGGGCGGCGCUGGCGUGCCCAAUGUCGGCGCAAUCGGCUCGCCCUACGGCUCCCCCUCGCCGCAGGGAUACCCGUACCAGCAGUACACUGGCUUCCAACAGCAGCCGGGUUACCAGCACGUGUCCCAGCAGCACCAGCAGCAGCAGGCGGGAUACUACGCCCGGCCACCCUACACCGGCCAGCAGCUGUACGGCUACCCCUCUGCGCCUGCAGCCGGCAAGAACACAUACCCCUACACUGGCCCCGGUGCCCUCGGCGGAGGCAUCGGUGGGGGCAGCUAUGGCGUCCCCGGCGGACCGCCUGGCCCCCAGUCUCAGCAGCCUGGACGACCACAGGGAGGACAGCAUGGACAACAGCAGCAGCAGCAGCAGUACUACCGCGGCGCGGGCGCGGCUGGGUACGGGCAAUAA
Trichosporon asahii var. asahii CBS 2479 is the source of this 1380-nucleotide messenger RNA. RefSeq lists its product as uncharacterized. Bases 1 to 1380 code for a protein of 459 amino acids. The transcript has a single exon. NCBI's taxonomy places the organism in Eukaryota, Fungi, Basidiomycota, Tremellomycetes, Trichosporonales, Trichosporonaceae. The record is from RefSeq and is a predicted model, not a curated record.